AAUAGUAUUAAGUAGCCCAUCCAAGCUUUGCGCUCGUUUUCUUGUUUCCUUGGACUUCCUUUCCUUUCUCUGCCAACAAGUCCAUAUUAUUACUCGUCCUGUCUGAUUGAUCACCUUACGUAACGACCAACCACGAGAGCUUCGAGAGACCACAAUAGCGACACCGAACUUCUGAAGCGAUACUACUUUUCGGCAUGGAUCCAGCGACAGACCGAGUCAGUAAAGCGUACGAACGGCACGAACUGUUCUACAUUGAUACUGUGGUAUUCCAGGUUAAUGACACACUCUUCAAGGUUCCCUCUCGUUAUUUACACGAGCAAUCAGAGGUGUUUGCUUGUGCUUCGCGCCUGUCGGAUCCUAACGGCGAAGGAUUAUCGGAUGACCAUCCCGUAGUCUUACCCUUACCGGAUGAUGCGACUACGGAGGAUUUCGUUCAGUUGAUUAAAGUGCUUUAUCCCUUGACGGUUAAACUUCCUCCUCCCACCGGCCUGAUGCGUGAUCAAUGGAUUUCGGUCCUGAAGCUAUCUACAUUUUGGGAGCUUUCCGAGAUCAGGACACUUGCCGUUUCAGAAAUAUCCAAGACAAGCCUCUCGUACAUGGAUAAAAUCGCAUUGGGCAGGAAAUAUCGUGUCAAGCCAUGGCUUUCGGGUGGCUUAAAGGACUUGGUGGACCCCGUCUGUUCCCUGCCCGCUCUGGACGAUAUGAAGGAAAAACUAGGGACCGAAACUGCGAUGCAGCUGUUGUACGUCCGGAACUUCCAAAUGCUACAGCUUUUUAGCUGCGGCAGCUUACAAGAGGAUAUCAUCGCUCAAACUCAACAUCACGGGCGUAUUGGUGGUAAUUGUUGGCGAUGUGGAAAGUCUCCCCUUCUGCACCCUAGCAAGAGCAUGCCCACAGUCGAAAGUCUCUUUGCUGAUGAACUUAAUGAAAUUGAGUAGAUGCAACCGCAGAAACAUCUACCAUAACGACAUGCUAUUUAUUCUCCUGCAGGUGUAACAUCUGGCCCAUUAUAUGUACUUCCUUCUACUGGUUCUUUCUUGGUACAGCAGUGUACUUAUAUCUAAACACGAUCGGACUGUCCUGAUCCUAUGUUGUAAAGCAUCAUAAUCAGAACGAUAUUCUAC
Molecule: messenger RNA, 1124 nt
Organism: Marasmius oreades (fairy-ring Marasmius)
Lineage: Eukaryota; Fungi; Basidiomycota; Agaricomycetes; Agaricales; Marasmiaceae
Exons: 3
Coding region: 195-938 (247 amino acids)
Source: RefSeq, a predicted model, not a curated record